Hermetia illucens (black soldier fly) is the source of this 7123-nucleotide messenger RNA. RefSeq lists its product as uncharacterized. Bases 680 to 6472 code for a protein of 1930 amino acids. The record is from RefSeq and is a predicted model, not a curated record. Lineage: Eukaryota; Metazoa; Arthropoda; Insecta; Diptera; Stratiomyidae. The transcript has 3 exons.
UGGCACUACCUGACGCGUAAAACCUAAAAUGGCCGACUCUAUUUUGCAGAGCGUGGACGACGGUGAACAAAAUCGUAAAAAUUGUCGACAUACACGUUUGUAACCUUUCGAAAACUACGUUAAUUUGCUUGGGCGCGCGUCUCAAACAAAUCAUUACCAGUUUCGUGAUAAAACGGAUAAAGGUUGUGCAUUUUUCAAACGUAGCAAAUAGAUUUGUGCAUCACAAAAAGUUUGCCGAUAUCGGUGUGAAGUGAGAGAAAAAAAUCGGCGACGGUCCCCACUUGGCCACGGUCCCGAGAGCAGUUUUUCCGCAUUAUUUCGAUUUUUCAUUGUUCAUGUGAAAUUAUUCAGUUCGUGGCUGUGCAAGGCGAGGCGUUUUCGUGUGGCGGAAUUGUUCCGUGUGGUUGUUUUUGAUGCAAGAAUUAUUUAUGGUCUGAGGUGAACGGUGGUAGGAGCCGCAGCAGCAGUCGAGGCGCUCAGGAAUUCAACUUGCUGGGAAAGGUGCACGGAUAUAGUUCGCAACUUCAAUGACGCCAUUACGGCCCGGCUACAACUCACGGCAAGUAGCGACCACAGAAGAGGCGUUCCAUUUCGUCGAGCAUCGCAGAAGUGGACUCUCCGGGCCCAGCACAAAGGAAAUAAGAAUUUUCGAGAAGUGAACGACAGUCAAUUGGUUGAAAUGGAUAAUAUCAACAAUGUAUCAGAACAACCUGCUGGAAAUGACAGCCAUAUACCCCGGUUUUCUCCGAACUGCGAACAAAAACAAAUGCAGUCGGACACUUACGUGAAAGUUAAUGGCGAUCACAACAUGCCACAGCACAUCUUUCCCAGUGAUGAUGAGUCAAUUGCAACGACCCCGUCUUCAUCUUCAUCGCCACGGAACCUUAUUAUCGAUCAUCAAGACGAAAAUUCUAAGGAUGGUGGUGAUGAUAAAAAAGCAGGCGGGCAUUCCAAACGACCGUCAAUAGAAACGGAACCAUUUCCUGAAUUGUUCAACGUUAAACCUAUGGCUUUCAAGGAACGGACACAAGGCAUGAAACGCAAGUUGAGUUUACGGGAAAUGACAAAUCCGUAUCUACCUAAGAAACGACGACAUUCAGCAAAAUCUCUUGACAGGCUUGUACCUGAUAAGCAUUUUUCAGGUCAGGCGGUAACGAAUUAUCAAUCACUGAAAGACAGCGAACAUAGAAAUUCUGAGCAAAAUCCAGCUAUUGCACCAAUACCGAAAGGUACUGGGCCAUUUCGCGAGUACGCUAACUAUUUGCGUUUGAAGCCAACUACGAUACCUAUAAAAUGCUUCAAAUGCUCAAGUUCUAAUUUCGAAAACCUCCAUCAACUUCGUGAUCAUCAGAAGAUUUGUCUGUUCAAAGACAAACCGCGUACUUCGACGUUUGCAACAGACUCAAAAAAUAACGCAUCUACUUGUCGGCUCAUAGAGGACCGCCUGAGUGAACUACGUAGCAGCAAUUCGGUUGAAAUUACAAAUUCAACACUAUCUCCUAUUGCGGCGAAGCAAAAACAGGCGGCCCCUGGUUCAAACACGACUGCCAGAGCUAAAAAGAGGGUGUUUCUUUGCUCCGCUUGCGGAACAUAUUAUGAAAAUUGGAAUCUCUUUCUGCAUAUGCGUGAGGUCCACAAGCGACACAUCUGCCUCUAUUGCAUAGGAAUGUUUCCAAGUGCCGAACGGCUCACUUUUCAUUUGGAAAUGAAGCACGACUUGGAACAAAAUCACUAUGAUUGCCAAGAGAAAUUGUUGAGAUCAUCGCGAGAUUCAUGCUAUCUAAUGUGUUGUGUCUGUGAACAUCUUUUUACUGAACAUGAAGAUUUCUCGGACCACAAAUGUGCGGAUCACCUGCAACCUUGUUCACUGUGCGGCCAAAAGGGACGCCAUGCACCUAAUUGCAAAGCUGGAACUCAACCGUCUAAAACGAAACACAAGGAUCACCAUGCGAAACGAAAAAAUAAAGUUGCAGACAAGAACUCAAAUCUACCAACUUCAGAGACUCUAGAAAAACGAACAGACCCGAUAUUGAAUGGGAACGAUCCAACUCACCAAGAGACUUCUAUUUUAAGGAAAAUAAUAACCGAUGGAGAUAGAAAGCCGACGCCCAAUGAGGAUUAUGUUCCCUCAAUUCUUAAAGUAAAUGGCUGUGCCGAGGCUAAAACGAGUGAGAAUUUCGAAAAUAUGGAGCUUUUUAAUAGACCCAGUCAAGAAAGCACAAGUCACGAUAAUAGUGAUAAUAAUGUAAAUAGUUUACAAAAGCUUGAAGAAACCCCACAAAAUUGUGUGAUACCCUCUAUAGAUGUUCAACCAAACGAUCCUGAACCUCCACCUCCGGUAGAGAGUGACGUGGGUAGAGAAGAACAAGACAAACCAAAUGAAUCUUUGGAAAGUUCUUUAUCCCAAUCAAAUGCGACUUCAGAACUAACAUCUAGGUCACCUUCGUCUCCGGACAGAGAGUUGAAUGAUUCAGUAAAUGAAAUGAAUGACUCAAUAAAAAGCAGCGAUGUCUCACAAACGCAGGAGGCUCCCGUCGAAUCAAGACCCCUCUUAGUUCCUAAAUUCAAAAUAAAAAUUCCAAAAGAAUUCCAAACCCCUAUAGAAUCAGAGCAAUCGUCUACGGAAAGCGAUGAUAAUGAAGCGAACGAGGAGCACGAAGUCGAGGAGCAAUCUGAAGGAUCAGAUAUGGACAUCGAGGAAGAUAUGCCUGGAGGUACAGUGGAACCUUCAAAUGAAAUAAAUGAAAGUAUAGAGGAGGACGAAAAAAGCUUUGAACAUAAGAUUGACUCGGAAGAAGAAAAAAAAGAAUUCUCAUUCAAUAUGGAGUCGAUUAAGGAAAAUUCUUCAUCCCCAAUCCCGUCUCCGAAGGAAGAGGUGAAAGACGAAUCCGUAGAACACAAAUCUUCAACACCGGAGCCAAUGAAUGAUAUAAAACCUCCAGAUGAAAACGAAUCGAAUGAAAUAGCAGUGGCUGACGAUGACAUUCCUCUAUUAGAACUUUUAUUAGACCAACCUUUGGACAAGAUUGAUAUGGUUGCUUUUAUGCGGAUUUGCUUGCGGGCAUCAUAUCGUAUUUGUCUUUAUUGCAAUCAUGCAAGACGAAUUGCCGUGAAUGGCCAUAGUUUUGCUCUUCAUCUAAUAUCACAACAUCGAUUCUCGGCAAUUGUCGACAGCAUUACAGCAGAAGAGUUAAAACCUUCAACUAUUGUACAAAAGCUAAUGUCGUUCCUUCCUGAUUUGGAGAAUUUAUUCUUCAAUCUGGAAACAUACUGCAGCAAUGACAAGGAAAAUCUGAAACCAUAUGAGAAGAUCUUUGAAUGCUUUCAGUGUCGUUUCGAAACGAGAAUUCACAAGGAAUUGUAUUUGCACAAUAGAAAAAUGCAUUUGAAGACGGCAAUCCUGUGUUUUAUGUGCCGCUCGAAUUUCUUCAGCUACAGCGAGAUUCUGUGUCAUAUGUGCCCUGGGGUACCAAAUAAAUGUGUAAUCUUCGAUAUUAAGUUUCGUUGUUGCUUAUGCGAUAUCGACAACGUUCCAUCGGCGUUUCGACUUAUGGUGCAUCUGAGGAAAAAGCAUUACGCCUGUGAUGUUUGCUUGGAGGAUUGUUUUGAUCAAAGCAGACUGUCGAGUCAUGUAUGGAAGCAUAAACUACACCACCUGUGUUAUCGAUGCGGAAUCGCUUAUCGUAAUAAGCCCGACAUUACGAAACAUCUCUUUUGGAAACAUGGAACGGAAAGUGUGCUAUGUAAACGAUGUCUUCAGAAACGCUGGCCACACGUGUAUCAUUUCUGCAUCCCACCAACCUCCUUUGUAUGCGAAGUGUGCAACGUAACAUUCUCCAAAGCUAUGGCGCUCAAAGUUCACAAAAGGUUACAUUCUGGCGAUGCACCAUAUCCCUGUCCAGAAGAUGAUUGUGACCAAAAAUUCAUUUCAAGGAAACUUCUGUUAAAGCAUUCAAAACGGCACAUCGAACCUGCAAUCGUCGCUCCUGAAGUCAAAGAAGAAGAACAGAAAGAGGAAGUGGUGGAAAAAGCGAAUGAAGAAUGUCCAUCGGAAGGGGAAAAAGAACAACAAGAAUGUCAAGAGGACACUCCAGAGAAGAAUCAGAAGGAGGAGUCAAAAGAGGAAGACGACCGCAAUCAAUCGAAAAGGAAACGGAAAAGAUCGAGAAGAAACAAAGACAAUCUGGACGACUUAAUGGAUCUGCCUGCUCUCAAUCUUUCGGAAAGUGACAGCAGCGACGACUCGGAAACGGAAAAAGCAAAAUCUGAAAAAAGGAGCACACCUAUACCGCAGGUCAUGUUGUCUCCUCCUUCGGAUCCAGACGCCGACGAGGACGUAAGCAAUAGUACGGGAACUCAAAUAAUGGACAUUUGGGAGAAUUUCAAAACGUUUCAGGCUAGUCAAGCGAAAACACAAGAUAACGAUUCUGAUGAAAAUGAUGAUGCUCCGCCUCCGCCAAUUUUACACGUUACGCAAUCCGAUCAUGACUAUUGCAUGAUGUUCAAGCCAAUUUCGAAAAUAUUAAAAGCAUCGAGCAAGGACGAUUUAACUGAGCUUCCAGCAGAAGAACAGAAAUCGGAACAUUCCUCGCCGAAGAAGAAACAGAAAUCUCCACGGAAGGCUCAAAGAUCUGGUAGUGAUUCUUCAUCGAGUGGUUCGAGCAGUGGUUCGGAUUCAAGUUGCUCCUGCGGCUCUAAUUGCAGUUGUAGUAGCUCAAGUGGAAGUUCGAGCGAUUCAAGCUCAAGCUCAGAUAGUGACAGUUCCUCUUCGGAAGGAAGACGUCGAGCGGCUGCCCGACGUGCGGCUAAACUUGAAAAGAAAAAUCAUUCUAAGUCGGAAGAACAGAUUUCAGAAGAAAUGCAAGUUCAAUCUCCAAAAGCAAACACAUCUGAUAUUGUCGAUGUGGUAACGACUGACACAAAACCGCAGGAAAUAAUAGAUCCAGAUUCUGUUAUCUUAGAAUCGGAUUUAGAAACUGAAGAGUCAGACACGGAUGAAGACUUCUACGAUGAACAUCCGCAAAAGUUGGCUAAUCAACUCCUAGCUGAAAAGAGAAAGCAACUGCUAAUGCAAACAAGUCUGAGUCCAUCCCACAAUUUCGAUAUUGUUGAGAAUAGUCGACCGUCUACGCCAUCUAUACCAGAGGAAAUGGUGAAAGAGAAGAAAGUGAAAAUCAAAAAGAAAAAACGCGAGAAAAGGGCAUCAAAGAGUGGCAUUGGCAUAGUGCCAGCAUUUAAGCUCGACAUUCCGGUGUCUUCCCUACAAGCACCUCCCAUUGUUGAUACACCUGCUGCUUUGCCAGAACCAUUACCGCAACCCGAAGUAGUACCAUACAUCCCAGAGACUGUAGCACCUGCUCGAGAAGAGAUACCAUCAAUGCCCGUUUCAGCGCAGCAACCGCUAAGCAGUUCACUGAGCAUGGCAAUGCCAGCGCCUCUAACGCCCAAAAAUCGUUUGAGCACUGGAAGUAGUUCAGAUGCGGAUGCGCCCCUCAAACGGUCAAAGCGAAGGAGGCGACCAAAUAAGUUCUAUGGGUAUUCCAGUGAUGAUGAAAUGGCGGCAUCAGGAUUCCCUCUAUUUAGAGCGGGCGCUUUUAAGCCUACCCCGCCACCUAACUUAACCUGGAGAAAGGAAGAUCUUCCUACUCCACCAUCGAAAUCAUCAGCCCACAAAAGUCACAGGUCACCUGCAAUUCAGGGGAAGAAAUCAACUCCUGCAAACACACCUCCACUCACUCCUCAUCAAGGACCUCCUCCUAUUCCACCAAUAAUAAUUCGACCAUCGGCUCUGCUUUCGAAGAAACCGAUGAGCGUUGACAGCGCUGUUCACAAACCGCCUGUAGUGCAACCUAUUCGAGUGCCACCAGUUCCUGUUCAUCACAUCCGGCCACCACAAUACGUUUCGCCGAAUAGAGGAUUUGAUGAGAGUGAAACGAGUAGUGAUGACGAUAACCGGCUGACAAUAUUGACUCCUGCAGCGAAGAAAAAUAGUCAGCGUUCAAGCGCACAUUCAAAACUGCAACCAGCUCCACAGCAAUAUCACCUACCCGCGCAGCCAGCAAGCAUCUAUCCUGAGGUGCCGCAGCAACCACAACUUGCCCAAGUCGUAUCUCAAUCAGGAAGUUCUGGUUCAACAUCUUCGACAUCAAUAGACUCAAAACGCAUUCCACCAGCGUUACUUCCCAAUCCCGACGCCGCUCGUAUAGAAUACUUUCGUCGUAAUAAUAUACGAUACCCGAUUCAGCCGCCUGCUGGAGCUCGACCCCCGCGGGAAGGAGAAAGCGUCUACUGUUACUGUCGGUGUCCAUAUGAUGAAGUAUCUGAAAUGAUAGCAUGCGAUGGUGACGAUUGCGUUAUUGAAUGGUUCCAUUUCGAGUGUGUUGGGAUAUUGGUUCCCCCUCAAGGGAAAUGGUUCUGCCCUGAAUGCAGACCUUUGUAUCCGAAUGAAACAGCAAAUAUUGGAAAUACUUGAAUAGUUAAAUCAUGUGCAGCGUUAAUGCAGUGUUUCUGCAAGUUGGCCAGAAAAAGGCAAUGUGAGAUUCAUAACUCUUUCUCGAGCUUUGCACUUUUAAGGCCUUCAGAAAAAUGGCUUCCGCUCGCUGCAAGCCACUGGUAAACUUGUCGGAGAUCAAGAGGAGCAAAUUGCCGUGAAUAAACUGCAAAUCUUUUAUUUGUCAAACUUAGUUUUGUGCCAAUUCAACACCGUGGCGCAGUUGGGGUCUACUUAUCUUUCCUUAUCCAGUGAUAAGCAUCACAGCUACUUGUAACGGUAGAGGAUAAUGAUAAAUUAUAAAUACUUAGGCAUAGACAUACAAUGUUUGAAGUUAAUGCUUAUUUGAUUCGUGGAAGAGGAGAAUUAUAUUUGAAGCUUCAUUGACUAAAUUAUUGAAACUUUGCUACUUUUUGGAUUUCAAUAUGAAUUAGAUCAAGUUGUAAAUAUUGUAAAUAUUUUAAGAUGAUAAAUUAAAGAGUAGUUAUGUACACACAAGACAUUACGCUUAUUAUAUCUUCCUGUUAAUGGAGAAAAAUUACUAUCGCAACAUCAGAUAUAAUUACUUUAACUAUUGUAGUUAGAAUAGAGUUAGUAUGUAACAUUGUAAAAUAUGAAUAUAAAUUAAAACAA